AUGCCAGCUUGCACUUCAACACCUCCCACGCACAUCUCGCUCAACACUUCGUCUCGUGGCACUCCUGCUGCAAUUCCAAACAAGCACCUGCCAGUAUGCCCGCCAGGUCCAAAUCCAGUGACACCACCAGCAUCUCCUCUUCGCGACGAUAGCUUGGUCGAGACAGCCUCAAUCACACAUCCACCAGAGAAGCACUGCACACAAUUCUGCAAUGACCCACCAGUGUACACAAUCAGUGCAGAUCGUAUGGCAGAGGCAUUGGAGUUCAUGGCGACGCACCCAUUGCCCAGCCCAGAGCAGGUCUUCCCGUGGCUCCACGGUCUGCAUGCUGAGAACCAGAUUCAACUCGCUUUCUUUGCUUCACGUCGCAAAGCUGCUCGCAAAAUCCCCGACUGCAUUCGCAGCUUGACUGUCGUAAAGACAGGUGGAGACUUGGCCGCGUCGAAGUUAAAGGGUGCUAUUGCAGCAGACGAGAUAUUGUGUUCAGACUCAGCUAAUUCGCCUUCCUUCAUCGAGUGCGAUCCCAAGGAUGGCUUCUCUGUGCGUAACUUCCAGAUACAGGCCUGUAAGCUGGCUAUGGUCUCGGACAUCAUAGUCUAUGGCGAUCAGAAGACACACCCCAACGACACCAUUGCGCUUGCUAAGAGCAUAUCUCAAGCUCAACGGCAGUAUGAAGCGAGCAGUGGCUUUCCCGCUGGUUUGUUCAAUACGUUCAUGCUUUCAGACUCGUUCGGCACUGUUCAGGAGAAGUACCCAGAGCUGAUUGCUGUUGAUCCUACAGGCCGCGUGACUGGCAACGUCGUUGACUUCUUCUACUGGGAGCGAUACGAGAUGUGCGACAUGUCAAAAGCAUCCGAGAUCAGCAGCAAUGUGUUCCUAGGACCCACGCCUGACCCUGCACUCCACCCAGACUGUUUAGGCGAGGAUGCAUACGAUGUACUCAUCGAAGCGACAGACCUUGCACAUGUACCAGAACCACGCUCAUUGCGAGCUUUGCGCAUGUCGAUGGAGAAGGUCAACCGAAAAUCCGCCAUACACAUGGAGUUCCCCUCCUCUGGUAGUAUCAUGCCACCUUCGUGGUCUCACACUGAAGUCGAUGGGCUGAUGGAGACCUGUCGAUGGAUGUACGAGCUUGCGAAUCCUCAGGAGAUUCGUCGAACGAAGCGCAGACGGAGUGACGACGAUGAUGAGGCGAUUGAGCUAGACGAUAUUGCUGUACCACGCAAGUUUCUCAUCCAUUGCACAGACGGUUACACGGAGACCACCCUGCUCGCCCUAGCGUACUUCAUGUAUGCGGAAGGCCUCCCGGUCCACGACGCUUGGAUCCAGCUACACCGGGAGAAGGGCCGCAACUUCUUCGCGUAUCCGUCCGACGUUGCGCUCCUUACUGCGAUUCAGCCGCGCAUCCUGCAGGAGUCGCCCAAGUUCAGCAAAAGUGUGUUCAACCUCACCGAGCCUCAGUGGCUGUCGAAGAUCGAUGGCAGUCUACCUAGUAGGAUCCUGCCAUACAUGUACCUCGGUAACCUGGGUCAUGCGAACAACCCAGAGUUGCUUAGAGAACUCGGCAUCACAAGGAUCUUGAGUGUUGGCGAGCCGCUAUCGUGGGAUGCAGAUGUCAAUAAGCAGCUCCAAUGGCCGGAGGAAAACUUUUUGAUGGUCGAUCGAGUCCAGGACAACGGUGUUGACCCCCUGUGGAGCGAAUUUGAGCGAUGCCUGAAGUUCAUCGAAGCUGGCAAGGCUGCUGGCGAAGCUACACUCGUCCAUUGCCGAGUCGGCGUCUCUCGAUCUGCCACGAUAUGCAUUGCAGAGAUUAUGAACGAGAUGGGCCUGUCUUUCCCACGUGCAUACUGCUUUGUCAGGGCACGGCGACUGAAUGUCAUCAUUCAACCGCACCUGCGAUUUACUUACGAACUUCUUAAAUGGGAAGAGUAUCAGCGUCAGAGACGUAAUGAGCCUCUUCGCCGCGAACUCGAGUGGGCUACGGUCGCGCGCGAGAUCGCAUUGAUGAACAAGCCUUACUCGAGAUGA
Didymella exigua CBS 183.55 is the source of this 2028-nucleotide messenger RNA. Its product is annotated as dual specificity protein phosphatase PPS1. Gene Ontology annotation, biological process: nuclear DNA replication; protein dephosphorylation. The record is from RefSeq and is a predicted model, not a curated record. Gene Ontology annotation, molecular function: protein tyrosine/serine/threonine phosphatase activity. The coding region runs from base 1 to 2028 and encodes 675 amino acids. Lineage: Eukaryota; Fungi; Ascomycota; Dothideomycetes; Pleosporales; Didymellaceae. The transcript has 2 exons.